Messenger RNA from Auanema sp. JU1783, 2355 nucleotides. The record is from the annotation of a GenBank genome assembly. NCBI's taxonomy places the organism in Eukaryota, Metazoa, Nematoda, Chromadorea, Rhabditida, Rhabditidae.
AUGUCAAAGUUAACCUCCCGCUUGGCCUGGGGAUUAUGCCUGACAGCCAUUGAUAUCUCCGUCUCACUAGUUUGCUCCUGUCUACAUGGAAAUUCUUUCUCAAAAGAUAAUGUGAUCAGUCAAUUUUCUACUUUUUCCUUCUUCAGCAGCACUAUCGACUUCCUUUUCAUUACGCUGGUUAGAGCAGGACUAUGGGUCUUGCCUGCAUUUAUUCAUUAUUCUGGUGGAGCAAAUCAGCUCCCCAUUUUCAAACAAGCUAUCUUCUGCGUUUCGUUGCUUAUGUACGCAUGUAGUCCCACAAAACUUCUCUUGCUAACAGAACAUAAAGCUACUGGAGAGCUAUUGUAUUUUGGAGAUUACCUAUUCUUAAUCUGGAACUUCUUUGCGGCCUUUAUGCUUGAUUGGUCAUGGAGAGUUUACUUCUCCAAGAGCCCAUCCUCCUAUGUGGUCUUGGACGAGUAUGAAGAUGAAGACGAGCUAGCCCCCAAACAAACCUUCGAACUAUUGUUCCGAUUGUUCCAAUAUUGUAAACAAGAAUGGAUUUGGCAUCUUUCCGGCUUCUCUUGGCUCUUCAUCUAUUCUAUCACUAGAAUAUUUGUGCCAUACUACACUGGUCAAGUUAUCGCAACCGUGGUUGCCACCAAAUCUUAUCCAUCCCUCAUCAGCGCUGUUUAUAUUAUGACCGUUAUCUCAGUUGUUAGUGCAAUAGCUGCGGGUUUACGUGGAGGCUCCUUUGAUUACGCGUACAGUCGUAUCAAUCGUGCAAUUCGUUACGAUUUGUUUUCCGCUUUAGUAACACAAGAUGUCGCUUUCUUUGAUGCUCACAAAACAGGAGAAAUCGCCUCCAGAUUAGCUGCUGACUGUCAAACAAUGUCUGACACAGUUGCCAUGAAUGUAAACGUUUUCUUGAGAAAUACAGUCAUGUUAUUGGGUUCCAUGAUUUUCAUGAUGACACUCUCUUGGCGUUUGUCAUUAAUCACAUUCAUCCUGGUUCCAAUUAUUUUCGUCGCUUCCAAAAUCUUCGGAACAUACUAUGAUUUCAUUUCUGAAAAAACCCAAGAUACAAUUGCAUCUUCCAAUGAUGUUGCUGAAGAAGUGUUAUCAACCAUGCGAACUGUUCGAUCAUUCGCUUGUGAAAAUGUAGAGGGCGAUCGUUUUUACUCUAAGUUGACAGACACAUUGUCUGUAACAAAGCAGAAAGCUAUCGCUUAUAUAGGAUUCUUAUGGGUUUCUGAGCUUUUCCAAGCCUUGAUUGUAGUUGCUGUUCUCUGGUAUGGUGGUCAUUUGGUUUUGCAAAAGAAGAUGAGAGGAGAUUUAUUAAUCUCAUUCUUAUUGUACCAAAUGCAACUUGGAGAUAAUCUGAGACAAAUGGGAGAAGUAUGGACAGGUUUGAUGCAGUCUGUCGGAGCUAGUAGAAAGGUCUUUGAGUACAUUGAUCGACAGCCAACAAUUCUUCACUACGGUACUACUCAACCAACACAAUUGAAAGGAAGAAUUGAGUUCCGUAAUGUGCAUUUCAGUUAUCCAACAAGAAGCAACAACCCUAUUCUCAAGGAUCUCUCUUUCACUGUUGAACCAGGAGAGACAGUGGCUUUAGUUGGACCAUCUGGAUCAGGAAAAUCAUCAUGCAUUGCUUUAUUAGAAAAUUUCUAUCAGCCAGUUGCCGGACAAAUAUUAAUUGAUGGAAUCCCAUUAGAUGAUUAUGAACAUCAUUAUAUUCAUAGAAAGAUAGCCUUGGUCGGACAAGAGCCAGUAUUGUUUGCUCGUUCAGUCAUGCAAAAUAUUCGUUAUGGUUGCGAUGAGAAAACAGAAACGGAUUGUAUCAGUGCAUCAGUAAUGGCUAACGCUCAUAACUUCAUCAUGGACAGUACCAAUAAGUAUGAAACAAACGUUGGAGAAAAAGGAAGUCAAAUGUCCGGCGGUCAAAAACAAAGAAUUGCUAUUGCAAGAGCCCUUGUUCGUCAGCCUGUUAUCCUUCUUUUGGACGAGGCUACCUCAGCUUUGGACACAGAAUCAGAGAGUCUUGUGCAGGAAGCAAUCUACAAGAAUUUGGAAGGAAAGAGUGUUAUCUUGAUUGCUCAUCGAUUGUCAACAGUUGAAAAAGCCGAUAAGAUUAUUGUUAUUAAUAAGGGAAGAGUUGAACAGAUGGGUACCCACGAGCAAUUACUUAGUGAGCCAGGUACUUAUGCCACAUUAGUUCAGAGACAAAUGUUAGGUGGAGGAAAGAAAGUUGUUAGGCCAGCAGCUCAAGCAGCUACCAGAGCUGUAAAUGUUAGUGGCAGUAGCCAAGGUGGACCCAUGGCCAUGUUAUCAACGAGUUACAGUCAGUCAGCGAGCAGUGUUACUUCUAGAUGA